This is a messenger RNA of Torulaspora delbrueckii, 1569 nucleotides long. It is a transcript of the gene APN2, whose product is annotated as DNA-(apurinic or apyrimidinic site) lyase APN2. Gene Ontology annotation, molecular function: DNA-(apurinic or apyrimidinic site) endonuclease activity; phosphoric diester hydrolase activity; endonuclease activity. Bases 1 to 1569 code for a protein of 522 amino acids. The record is from RefSeq and is a predicted model, not a curated record. Gene Ontology annotation, biological process: base-excision repair. NCBI's taxonomy places the organism in Eukaryota, Fungi, Ascomycota, Saccharomycetes, Saccharomycetales, Saccharomycetaceae. The transcript has a single exon. Gene Ontology annotation, cellular component: nucleus.
AUGAGUAAGACACCGCCCAUUAGUCUUGCUAGGGAUGAUACUACUAUGAGAUUGGUGACAUUCAAUGUCAAUGGACUGCGCACUUUAUUCCACUAUCAGCCAUUUUCUGAUCUUAACCAAUCGCUGGAGAAAGUAUUCGACUAUUUUGACUCUGACAUCAUAACUCUACAAGAAUUGAAAACUGAUCGACCUUCUAUCACGAAGUGGGGGAAAGUUCCAGGGUUCUACUCUUUUAUCUCCAUCCCUCAGGCUAAAAGAGGUUACUCUGGGGUUGGAUGUUGGGUAAGAAUUUUGCCGGAUGAUCAUCCAAUGGCUGAAGCACUCAAAGUAACCAAGGCCGAAGAGGGAAUCACCGGUCUUUUAUCAAUCAAGACAGGAAAGUCGUCGACUAGCUACCGAGACGACCCAAAUAUUGGAAUUGGCGGCUACGAAUCGCUCGGCCUUGAUGAUGAAGACGAGAGUGAAGGUCUGAAAUUAGAUUCGGAAGGUCGAUGUGUCAUGAUCGAAUUGGCUUGCAACAUAAUAGUUAUCAAUGUCUAUUGCCCAGCAAAUUCGGGACUCUCAGCUGAAGGAAGCGCCUUUAGAAUGAAGUACCUAAAGGUCUUGUUCAAGCGCAUAAGAAACCUAUCGGAAAUGGGUAAGCGAGUAAUACUAAUGGGAGAUGUCAACGUUUGCAGAGACUUGAUUGACCAUGCGGAAGGGUUAGAACAGGCUUCAAUAAGAAUUGGUGACGGUGUCUCAGGCAGCAAAAUUGAAUCCAAACAUAGAGAUGCAUGCGAACAAUUUAUCAUCAAUCCUGACACACCACACCGGCGUAUGUUAAACCAAAUGCUUGCAGAUUCGAUAUUACCAGAGUUUGCUGAGGGCGGCAUUCUUCUUGAUACAACAAGGCUAAUUCAAGGUCGAGACCGACUAAAAGCGUACACCGUCUGGAACACGUUAAAAAAUUCGAGGCCAGUGAAUUAUGGCUCAAGAAUCGACUUUAUACUUGCCAGCAAAUCAUUAAAGACUAACGUCACAUCGGCAGAUAUUCUGCCCGAGGUUACAGGUUCAGAUCACUGCCCUGUUUAUGCAGAUUUUGACUUACGAGAUCUGAUGAGCGAUAUAAAACCUAUAGACUUCAAAGUUCCAAAAUUCGAGGCAAGAUAUAAAUAUGGACUGAUGCACAAGAACGUCCUCGAGAUGUUUGGGAAAGGCGGCAAUGGGCAAACAGCCGCAGCGUCGCACAAGAGGAAUAAAGUUGAUAAGAAGGUACCUACAAGGCGGCCAAAGGCAAUCGAUAAUUUCUUUGAAUCAACUAGAAAACCAAAAGUUAACUUUAUCGUCGACCAGCACUCGACAGCGUCCGACAUGCCAGUGGAAACAGUGAAAACUCUGAUCAUGCCAGGGGCUGAAACGCCAGUCAAAAGUAUGUUUGGAGAAGCUCCGCUUUGCAAGCACGGUUUGAAAGCAAUACAAAGGACAUCGAGGACGCCGUCAAACCCAGGGAGAAAAUUUUGGAUUUGUAAGUUGCCCAAAGGCUCGUCUGAUGAUGAAUCGUCGUCCUGUGGAUUUUUUCAAUGGGCGUAA